Anoplopoma fimbria (sablefish) is the source of this 2829-nucleotide messenger RNA. RefSeq names its product GPRIN family member 3a (gene gprin3a). Gene Ontology annotation, biological process: neuron projection development. Bases 1 to 2829 code for a protein of 942 amino acids. Lineage: Eukaryota; Metazoa; Chordata; Actinopteri; Perciformes; Anoplopomatidae. The transcript is spliced from 3 exons. Gene Ontology annotation, cellular component: plasma membrane. The record is from RefSeq and is a predicted model, not a curated record.
AUGGAAACAUCCCCAAAGAUUUCUAAAUGCGUCAAGGAUGUCGUCCAAUCAGAAAGCCCGAUUCCAGAGGAGGUGGAGCUUGUAAAUGCCCUCGGCAACGCAGAUCCCAAUGCAAACUGGGGGGUGGAGCCUAACUUCAACCUCAACCUCACGCUGACUUCGCCAAGCAACCCCCGCCCAACGGCGGAGACCUCAAGGUCGCAUGGCGGGAACAGAAAGGAUGAUGGGAAUAAAGGAGGCGGGGCAAAGGGAGCAGCUAGCACCCUGACGACCCCUGUGACGUCACCGGGGGAAAGGGAUGAUCCAUGGCGACAAAAAAGCCAAAUUAGAGCGGGGUCUCGCUCACCGACAACAGAAUCGUCGGUGAACAGCAGGUUGAAGUCACCAAACCCCAAAAGUACUUCUACGCUCGGCCCAAAGACGCACAGCAUAACGGCGGUGAGUCCAAAACCCCACCGGGUGGAACCAACAACCAUUGGUGGCGGACCCAGAACAACCGAUAGAGUCAAACCACUAGUUCAGAUAACGGAACCCGCAAGUGUCUCAAACCCCAAAUCCCAUAAUGCACCGACGACAAUAAAGACUACAAACAAAAUAACCGUUGGACCGAAAAUGCAAACAUGCGUAAAAGAAGUUUCCCUAGGGACACAGCCGCCAAAAACCCUUCACCUUCCUGUAAGCCUGAACGUCCACAAUCCGAAAGGCGACCCAAUCAGUCCAAAAAUUGCCAAUCGAACCCCAACAAUGUCAAUCAAAACCCCAAAACAAGACCCAGGAAGCACCAGACCUGACUCAAAAACUCCCAGUUCUGAAACACCAACUGUAGGACUAAAAUCGCCAAAUCAGAGGUCUGAAACGGGUCUGCUCAGCGCCAAGACUCCUCAAACAAGAUCUAUAAGCCCAAAACCAUCCAUGCAGAGGAAAGCUUCUGGGACCCGAAACCGUAACGCAUCAGGGUCCAAGGAGAAUCUUGACGGUAAAGAUUCAAGUGUUGGAUCUGGAUCCAAAACCAGUUCAAAUUCCAAAACCACCAACAGUCUGGAUGUUAAAACUGUCUCCGAUUCCAAAGCCAGUCUCAACUCUAAAACACCAAUGGGGUCCAAAGAUAGUCUGGAUUCUAAAAGCGGUUCUGCUUCCAAAACAAGUUUGGGAUCUAAGGACAGCUUGGACUCCAAAACUGGAUCCAAUUCCAAAGCCAGUCCCAAUGGGAAGUCCGGGUCGGGCUCAGGAGAUUCUAAAACCACAACUGAUAUCAAAGCAAGUAAAACCAGUCCAGAUUCAGAGACAGUUGCAGACUCUAAAUCUGGCAGGGGAUCCAAAGACAACCUGGAUCCUAAAACUCAGAGUCCUUUAGACUCUAAAUACAGUUUCAAUCUUAAAACCAGUCCAACUUCAAAACCUUCUCUACUGGCCUCUGGCUCUAACACGGACCUUGUUGGAUCUGUCUCCCCGUUGUCCCCUCAAACUAGUCUGUCUGGGUCCAAAGACAAGAACCUCAAGUCUGCAAGCUCCACUGCUAAACUUAGUCCAGAUCCUAAAGGUUCUGGUUCUUCUAAGCCUGGAACAGUUCGGUCGAGCUCAAAGACAGCUCUGGCAGAUUUGUCUCCAUCCAUGACGCUCUCUCCAAGAUCAAGUCCAGCAAGUAGGAGUCCUGGGUCUGGUCCUGGUAAAACUCUUGGUCCGGCUGGACCACACAGAGAGGUCCUGAGGAGUCCUGGUUCUGCUCCAGGUUCUGGUGUGACCUCCGGCCCGCUGGCUCCUCGAGCCACCUCCAGCCCCAAAACCAGAACCACUGUUGCCGUGACUAUGACAAGCAGAGCCACACUAGAGUCCGCAGCGACGCCGGCGAAAACAGAUGUUGCCGACGAGGAAGAACAUUUGAAACCGCCGGAGGCCAAAGCGACAGUGGCGGUUUCCCAGGGUGCCGUGCGAGGGGUAGAUGUGAGUGACAACACACGGUGGUUGCUAGGAAACAAGAGGAUACAAGGCGCCCCGCAGCAGAGCAAACCGAGUCACCUGGGAGUCGCAAAUGCCAGCACCGCGGGUGGCAAACUGCCGUCGUCAAGGGCAGCGGGUGAGGAGAGCAAGGAGGAAGAGAAGAAGAAGAAGCAGGAGAAAGAUGGCGGAGGAAGAUCUUCUUCUCUCCUUCGUCCGAGCGCCAAGGCAGUGAAGGAGACGGCGACCAUGACCGACCACAGCGAGCGGCUUCGAGAGGUGGGCGUCCAAGUGGAGGUGGUCGAACGCUCAGCUUCCACCGGCCUCGCCCUCCCACCCUCCCUGAUUGGCUCCCCCAGCUGUCAAUCAGCCACCUCUCCAACGGUUCCGCCCUUCCAGCACGUCUGCAAGAUCGACAUCGAGCUUUGCCAGCAAUCGCCGAUUCCCUACGUUGCCGCCGACCGGUCCAGUUCACUCCCGGCAUGUCUACGAACGUACAGCUUCCAGCAGAACCCGGUGCCGGAGCCACGACCCGGACAAAACCGGGACGCGAGCGCCGAGAGCAUCAGGAAGGACGGCGAUGAGGAGGAGGAAGUAGCGAGGGAGCGAAACGACGAGGAAGAGGAAGAUGAAAAGACGGAGAAGCCUCAGAAGGUGGCGUGGGACAAACAGGGGAGGACGUGGGAGGUGUACGGCGCCGCGGUGGACCUGGAGUCCCUCGGCGCCGCGAUCCAAUCCCACCUGGAGUCAAAGAUUCGGGAGCAGGAGAAGCACAUCCGGACUCUGAGGAAGUCCGUCUGCUCCGCCGGAAGCCUCGGAGAAAACGGGAAGAGGAAGAGGAAGAAGGGAGGGAUUCUGGGAUGCUGCAGGAAGUCGCCCGCAGAGGCCGACUGA